Molecule: messenger RNA, 1929 nt
Organism: Chaetomium strumarium
Lineage: Eukaryota; Fungi; Ascomycota; Sordariomycetes; Sordariales; Chaetomiaceae
Product: major facilitator superfamily domain-containing protein
Exons: 6
Coding region: 33-1646 (537 amino acids)
Biological process (GO): transmembrane transport
Cellular component (GO): plasma membrane
Molecular function (GO): transmembrane transporter activity
Source: RefSeq, a predicted model, not a curated record
GGAAGGAAGAGCAACCCGCUCCUGCGGCGAGAAUGGUUCUGCGGCAGAUCAUCUUGACAAUCAUCAUCUGCGGCGGGCUAAUGUUCUCCUGCCUCGACACCUCCAUCGUCUCGACCGCUCUCAUAUCCGUGUCGGUCGAGUUCGAGAACUACCAGGACACCCCCUGGACUGUUCUGAGCUAUCUCUUGGCGUACAUGAGCUUCGUCGUUGGCUUUUCCAAGCUGAGCGAUAUCUAUGGCCGGAAGAACAUCCUGGCUGUUUCAUGGCUGCUGUUUACGCUGGGCUCCGUGUGGUGCGGUAUUGCUCGGCAUAUGGGCAAGCUCAUUGCUGGCCGUGCAGUUCAAGGAUUGGGCGGCUCGGGGCUCUACAGUCUGGCGCAAGUAUGUCUUCUCGAGCAAGGACCCAGUCGACCAGAAGUUGCGGGCGGUCUCGUUGGCAUCACCCUUUCGAUAUCUUUCGUACUGGGCCCGCUGCUUGGAGGUGUCAUAUCGGAAUGGAACUGGAGGGGCAUCUUCUGGUUCAACAUCCCAUUCGGCGUUCUGGCCGUGUUGGGCAUCUAUGCGCUUUGGCCAGAAGACCGGCGCAACAGGCACAGCACAACGGCCACUGUCUCCAAGAUUGAUUUCCUCGGCAACGCCAUGCUCGCUGCGGCAUCGGUUCUCCUCGUCUUUGCCAUGCAGGAGGCCGGUUCUUUUGUGUGGAGCUGGUCCAGUCCCGUCAUCGUGUGGUCACUCGUCAUGUCAGGGACGUGUUGGGUCCUCCUCGGCGUGUGGGAGUACUGCCUCUCCCAUCUGUUCGCUCAGCAGAUCCAGCCUAUCUUCCCGAUGCAUCUUCUUAGAAACCGUGCUUACGCCCUAUGUCUCCUCGCCACUCUCCUGGGCGGAUUUUCAUAUAUCUCUCUUAUCAUCAAGAUCCCCGAGCGUCUACAGAUCAUCCACGGCGACAACGCGCUCUGGGCCGGUGUGCAUCUUCUUCCAAUGCUCGGCGCGUGUGCCUUUGGCUCUUUUCUGGGAGGUGCUGUCUCGAAACAGGCUAAUCUGACCAGCCAGACGCUAGUGGCCGGGAGCACGUUGCAGGUCUUGGGCUUAGCUUUGUUGUUCGGGUUCUCAACGAGCCUUGGACUGGAGCUCGAUCUUCUGUUGGUUUUCACCGCCAUCUACGGACUCGGAGUCGGGCUGUCGUUCGCCGCAUGCACCAUGAUGGCCGCCAUCGAAGCCCAUUCCGACGACCUCGCAGCCGCCCAAGGCGCAGUUGCACACGCCCGAGUUUUUGGCGGAGCGCUUGGUCUUGCCGUCUGUACCAUUGUGUUCAACGAGGAGCUGCAGACAUCGCUAGGCCCUGGGGCGGGAUCCCAACUCGGACAACAGGGGCUGGACCAGAUCCAUCGAAACCUGUUGACUGUGCUGAGUCUUCCCGAUGCGGCUCGCCUGGAAGUUAUUGGGGUAUAUCUGGACGCCUUCACGGACCAGGUGUUUAUCAUGGUCAUUGUCGCCGUUGUUGCUUUAUUUAGCAGUCUCGGGACUUACAGAUCCAGAGCCAGCAACCCUGUCGACGUCAUGCUACAACUGAAAGAAGGGGACCGGUCAGGGGCAAGAGGGGACUUGGAGCUGUCAAGCGUCAGCAGCACUCGGUCUUUGGUUCGGUAGAGGCAAUGCUUCGCGGAUGCUGUGUGUCCUUCGUCAGGCAUGGUAUUGGUCACUCAAUCAGGAGGCUGCUCCUGACAUCAGUCACCGAUGGAUCGGUGAUCCGCAACUGGCCCGGGAAUUCCAUCUGAAUUGAUUGGGCUCUGGCCUGCUCCUGUGGUUCUAGUUCAUUUUCUCAUUGGGCCUCUUGGUAGUUAUCGUCUUGUUGGGAUAUCUCUGCUGCCCUUCGUGCACCAUGAUCUGCGACGUUUUUGUGUUAUAGGAUAUCUGCAGCUAGAUCAAUGUC